AUGGAACCAUUAAGUGACCCAGUUAAUGAUAGAUCAGUAAAAACUGUAAGGCCUCCGCCUCAUAAACCUUUAUCAUAAAAUUUAAUGUGGCCAACAAAAAAUGGAAUAACUAAACCUGAUUGGAAAGUAAUAAGAGAUCAUUUAACAAAAGAAGGUAGAAUUGAAAAAGAAGAUUUAUUAAAACUUGUAGCUUAAUGCAAUAAAAUAAUGAGGUCAGAAGGCAAUCUUUUAAGUGUUUAAGAUCCUGUAACUGUUAUUGGAGAUAUUCAUGGAUAAUAUUAUGAUUUAUUAAAAAUUUUAGAAAUAGGUGGAAGUUUAGAUAAUACAAAAUAUUUAUUUUUAGGCGAUUUUGUAGAUCGUGGUUCUUUUUCAAUUGAAGUUCUAAUUUUAUUAUACGCAAUAAAAAUAAAUUUCCCUGAGACAAUUUAUUUUUUAAGGGGAAAUCAUGAAUGUAGAUAAAUGACUUCCUUUUUUAAUUUUAGAGAUGAAUGUAAAUAUAAAUAUGAUUAAGAAAUAUAUGAUUUAUUGAUGGACUCUUUUGAUUUAAUGCCUUUAUCAUGUAUAGUUAAUGGUAAGUUUUUAGCUUUACAUGGAGGAAUAUCUCCUGAAUUGAGAACAAUUGAAGAUAUAAAAAAAAUUGAUAGAUUUAAAGAACCACCCAGAUAAGGUUUAUUUUGUGAUAUAUUAUGGAGUGAUCCAGUAGAUAAUGAUGAUGGUAUAUGUGAAAAUGUAUACAGAUCAAAUGAUGUUAGAGGAUGCAGCUAUUUUUAUGGUAACGAUGCGGUUCGUAGAUUUUUAGAAAAUAAUAAUUUAAUAUCUGUUAUAAGAGCACAUGAAGCAUAAUUAGAUGGAUAUAAAAUGCAUAGAUGGAAUGGAGGAAAUGAUUUUCCUGUUGUAAUAACUAUAUUUUCAGCUCCAAAUUAUUGUGACGUGUAUAAUAAUAAGGGAGCAGUAAUAAAAUUUGAAAAUAAUACUUUGAAUAUAUAAUAAUUUAAUUAUACAUAACAUCCAUAUCUAUUGCCGAAUUUUAUGGAUAUUUUUACUUGGAGUAUUCCUUUUGUAGCUGAAAAAAUUACUGAAAUGCUAUAUGUUAUCAUAAAAUAAGAUGACUCUGCUAAUUCGGAUGAUGAUUUAGAUGUAAAUGAGAUUAAACAAUUGGAAAAUUAUCAAAAGCUUAAUAAAUAAUAAACCGAAGCUGUUAAUACGGAUAAUGAUGGAGUUAAAAAAGCUGAUGUUUUAAGAAAUAAAAUUAAAUUUGUUUCGAAAAUGAUGAAAAUGUAAAAAAUAUUAAGAUAAGAGUCAGAAACUAUUGUUAAACUUAAAGGUUAAUGUCCUGAUAACAAAAUUCCUAAAGGACUUCUUUCUGAUACAAGCACAUUAAAUGAUAGCAGAUAUAAUUAAUGA
This is a messenger RNA of Ichthyophthirius multifiliis, 1404 nucleotides long. Its product is annotated as ser thr protein phosphatase family protein, putative. NCBI's taxonomy places the organism in Eukaryota, Ciliophora, Oligohymenophorea, Hymenostomatida. Gene Ontology annotation, cellular component: calcineurin complex; cytoplasm. Gene Ontology annotation, biological process: calcineurin-mediated signaling. The record is from RefSeq and is a predicted model, not a curated record. Gene Ontology annotation, molecular function: calmodulin-dependent protein phosphatase activity; calmodulin binding. The transcript has 8 exons.